Jaculus jaculus (lesser Egyptian jerboa) is the source of this 2407-nucleotide messenger RNA. RefSeq names its product cornichon family AMPA receptor auxiliary protein 3 (gene Cnih3). Gene Ontology annotation, biological process: vesicle-mediated transport; regulation of AMPA receptor activity. The record is from RefSeq and is a predicted model, not a curated record. Bases 727 to 1209 code for a protein of 160 amino acids. Lineage: Eukaryota; Metazoa; Chordata; Mammalia; Rodentia; Dipodidae. The transcript is spliced from 6 exons. Gene Ontology annotation, cellular component: synapse; dendrite.
CGCCAGCCGCGCUCGGCCUGGAACCGGGGCCGGAGCUGGCACGCGGGGCUGGAGCCCACGUCGACCCGACCCGAACCAGUUUCCCGAGCACCCGGCUUAUCGAAGCCCGGGACUCGGUCGGGGCUGGGGUCGGAUGCGCCUCGGAGCGCACUGCUGCGCUGGAAGCCCAGGACGCAGGACUUAACGGGACCCGACUCCUCUAAAGACCUGUGCUCCGGAGACAGAGCCACUGGGGGGCUUCGGGCUCCGGGAGGAGCUCGGCGUCCUCCCCAGCACCAUCCCGGACGCUGUUUGCUCCCUGGUGGCGCGGGAGGGUCCCGCGCCGCGCGCUCGCCUUUCCUCUCCGGCUGUGGUGCGGACAGCAGAGGUCUCCUCUUAGGGGACUGGACUUCCUCCGCUCCGGGGAGCCCUCGCAGCCCACGGCGUGUUGGUCUCAAGGGCUUCUCGAGUUGGCACUGGUCUGUAGGUGUUCUUUACUGAUUAGAUUGUUUCCUCGGUUUGGGGACAGUUGCCGCCACUCGACUCGACGCAUCUUCCCCUGUCCUUUGUGGGCGCGCCGGAUCGUGGAAUACUGACCCUCGACUCUGUCUCCGCUGGCUGCGCGUCCUCCUAGCCACUGGACUCGAGGGGAGCGUGCAGACGCGACCCCCUCUUGUCCCUGAUUCGAGGGGGCGCAGUCGUCCCCAGGAAGCUUCUUUGUGUGUGGUGGGAUUGGGGUCCCCAGCCAUGGCCUUCACUUUCGCUGCUUUUUGCUACAUGCUGUCCCUGGUGCUGUGCGCUGCGCUCAUCUUCUUUGCUAUCUGGCACAUAAUCGCCUUUGAUGAGUUAAGGACGGAUUUUAAGAGCCCCAUAGACCAAUGCAACCCGGUUCACGCGCGGGAGCGGCUGAGGAACAUUGAGCGCAUCUGCUUCCUGCUGAGAAAGCUGGUGCUGCCGGAGUACUCCAUCCACAGCCUCUUCUGCAUCAUGUUCCUGUGCGCUCAGGAGUGGCUCACCCUGGGGCUGAACGUCCCUCUGCUGUUCUAUCACUUCUGGAGGUACUUCCACUGCCCCGCAGACAGCUCGGAACUAGCCUACGACCCUCCAGUCGUCAUGAAUGCCGACACCCUGAGCUACUGUCAGAAGGAGGCCUGGUGUAAGCUGGCCUUCUAUCUCCUCUCCUUCUUCUACUACCUGUACUGCAUGAUCUACACCUUAGUGAGCUCCUAACUCGGGCCUCACAGACAGCAAGGCUGAGGCUGAAAACUUCACUGCAGCUGUGGCUAGAGAAGGACCAGAGGGAGACAGGGGAGAAACCUGGAUGGAGAGAUUGAAUGGAAAGGACUGGAGUCACAUGACAGCCAGGGGCCUGAGCUCGCAAUGGUGUCUGUUACUGCUGUCUAUUGCCGCCUUCGUGGUUCGCAUCCCCCGUGGGCCGUAGAGCCCUCCUGAGCAUCAGGGACCGUGGCAAGUCGGUGAAGAAACACCAAAUCUCCCUGAGGUGCAGCUGCUGUUCCUUACACCCACGUCACCUAAGAGCGCCUUGCGAGUUUCGGGAAUGAGGGCACCAGCCGAAGGACAGAAUGACCCAGGAUCAUGAUCAAGUCCACAGAGACGGGCGUUUGAGAGCCUUGAGGAUGCCGCGGGCCACCUAAGACUCUUGUCACACUUCUUCAAAGCUUGGCCAGGCGCUUGCUUGGCUCAGUGCGCCGCUGUGGGGCUUGUCCUGAACUGGUCGCCAUGUCGUUUUCACGCUCUGCUCACGUCCCAGAGCCUGGGUGAUGGCUUCCUGAGCCAGGUGUGGGGCAGUGUCCUGUCAAUGAGUUAUGUGUAGUGGGAAAAAUGGAUGUUUUUUUUUCAGUGUGUCCGUUUUUCACCAUCACAAGAUGUAUUUUGCUGCUAUACCAAAUCCUGUCACAGUGUUUGAAUGCCAAUCCAUCGGCUGGCACAAGCCAAAGCCACCUUUGCAUAAAAACCCCAAAUCAGUUCUGAGCCCAGAAACCCUGUGGAGUGGCUGCUCUGUACUGCGGGCCUUGGCAGCCAGGAAGCAAGACAACAUAAUUAUCACUUCAAUAGAUGCCGCUGCAUCCUUUGUACAGUUCAGUUCAACGUGGGGACUUCAGCUUUGUUAGAAUUUUCCACUUGGCUCUCUCUCCUUUUUUGGGGGUUGGAGUUGGGGGUGGGGUGGGAAGAGGGUUGUAAAUAAUGAUAAGGCUGAGAUUUUCAUUAUAUUUAAAUUGGGCACAAUGAUUUUGACCUUAUUCCCUAAACUUCCUUGCUUUUCUGUUGUUACACAACACACACAUACCCGCUAUUUAUAAAUGCACCCAGCUCCCAUCUGAAACCCAUGACUCAGGUUUCGGAAUAGUGUUUGUGUAACACGUUGUGUGCUAUGUUUAAAAUGCAGCGACAAUUUGAGUGUCUCACC